AUGGCAAAUCCUCCUCAGAGCGGCGAUGGAGCUGCCUGCACCACAGUUGUCACGGAGUUCCGAAGCGUGACCGAGGAGCACCCGGAGAAUUAUACCAUCGAGGUGGACUUUAUGGACAAAGGAGAGAUCCGAGGGCUAAUCCAGGAGCUGUUGUCAAAUGUUCGACAGUAUUACACAGAUGCCUACCGAGAAGUUAUGGAGCGGCAAGAACAAGAGGAGAUCAAGACUGUUGCCAACAGAGCCUGGGAGACGCUGCUCUCGCUCUUUCCUAACCAGCCAACACUUGAUAUUGAUUUUCUUUCUUCGGAGGGAGAAAAUGCAGCCGCGUCUAUAAUGAAAACACUGGAAGAGUGGGCAAUAGCUGGGUUGGACCACCGGCCAGGUGGACGCGACAGCCUUCACUAUUCAGUCGUGGCUGGACAUGCUGAUAAGUGCAUGGCGCACCUUGAUAGCUUUAUGAGUGACGCAGGGGAUGGGGAUCGGCCCGCGCUAUGGCCUUUUGUGAAGCUCAUCAGGGUGUAUUUGCGAUCACCAAUCCUACGCACUGGUCUAGUCCUGGCUGACCUUCCAGGAUUUCGGGAUUUGAACUUUGCUCGACUCCGGGCAACUGAAAGGUACCUUCGCCACAGUUGCGACGAAGUGUUCAUUGAUGUGGAUGCAAAGGAGACUGCACGGACAUCAUCAGAAGUUGACGCGAAACACAUCUCCAACCUUGACGACCAAAUUCAGAAGCUUGAACGCAGAAUCGCCAAUGCGCGGGCUCGUCGACGACGAUUUGCCGACAGCAAAAGACGAAAUUUGGCAGCGGAUGAGAUCAUCGACUUGGAGUAUGUGGAUCGAUUCGAGGAUCAAUCCUUAAAGUACAUGCUGACCCAGGAUAUCCACAGCGAGCGGAAAGAGGCACUUAUACUCGAACUGAAGCAAUUCCUCAUUUCAAGACGCAACAAGAGCGUGACAGAGGCUUUGAUGAGCUCAUACACAGCCAAGGUGUUCUGCGUGAGCAACAAGCUCUACUCAGAGUAUUGUUCGCUUGAUUCCGACCAGGCUGAUGGAUACCUCCAGCUAUCCGGCAUCAAGGAACUCCGUCGCUAUUGUCAGUUGGUUCCCGCAGACGCGCAAUUUCGUGCGACAAAGUCCUAUCUUCAGAACCAGGUUCCUGCACUGCUCGGCUCUCUCAAGCAAUGGGCAUUGGCAGGAUCUCAUGUUGUAGAUGCACGCCGCGCAGAGGUCCUACGUGGGGUGUUGAAUGAAGCUGAACAAGUUCUCCAAUCGGUACAGCACCUUCUUACGUCCUCUGACCAUGGGACAGUUCGACAUCGAAGGUACUGGAGGGACGGCGCAGUUGCUGUGAGUCGAGACUGGGCAAAUGUAAGUCAGAGUGAUCCAUCAGGCAGUAGAAAGACUCUAGAUCUAACCGGAUUUUACCAGUGGCACCACAUGUCAUAUACCGCUUGGUGCAAGCAUCACGGCAGGUAUAGAUCGCCCAGGAUAGGAUAUCGUUGUUGGAAUGAGGAGAUUCUUAAUCCGGCACUUCCUCAACUUCGCGCUAGUUGGGAUACCAUGCUUUUAUGGCUUGAGGAGGAGAAGAAUGGCCUUAACGAAGAGGUGUUCAACACGUUUCAAAAUGUGUGUAACUCGAUCAAUGAACAUCACGAAACAGCGCCGGAGGCCUUGAAAAAUCUGCUUUGGAACUUGAAACACCGGCAGAGAUGUAUAAAGGAUGUCAUUGCUCACGCUAUGGACGAGCUGUUUCAUGCAACCGCGAGAAUCAUCCUCGACACGAUGGGGGGGCAUUCAAGCUCGUAUAUGGUCAGUGUCAUGCUCCCAGUGUAUUAUGCCUGCAACCGUCAAUAUGGAAAGGGAAGCGAUGCCAGACGCAAGGAAAUUAUGGACCGUUCCAUUAUGUCCUCGGAUUUGUUUGAGGAUUUCGUGGCCCUAUUGGUGGAUGACUUUCGGGAUCUGAGGAAGGCCACUUUUGCGCGGCUUGGUCAACGGCUGCGGCAUGAGAUCCACAACAUUACACGCGAUCUGCGGGUUUCGGUCACCGUGGAAGGAGAGAGGUCCGAGGCUGAUCAAGACCUCAAAUAUGCAGCCGCCCUGAAGCGGAAAGCUGAACUAAUUCAAACGGCGUUGGGGGAAGCUCAAAAAAUCAUGCUGGAAGUCAGCUCCGUGGCGACGGCUUGA
Messenger RNA from Aspergillus clavatus NRRL 1, 2184 nucleotides. RefSeq lists its product as uncharacterized. The coding region runs from base 1 to 2184 and encodes 727 amino acids. The record is from RefSeq and is a predicted model, not a curated record. The transcript has 9 exons. Lineage: Eukaryota; Fungi; Ascomycota; Eurotiomycetes; Eurotiales; Aspergillaceae.